This is a messenger RNA of Fragaria vesca subsp. vesca, 1914 nucleotides long. Its product is annotated as random slug protein 5-like. Bases 76 to 1107 code for a protein of 343 amino acids. Lineage: Eukaryota; Viridiplantae; Streptophyta; Magnoliopsida; Rosales; Rosaceae. The transcript has 6 exons. The record is from RefSeq and is a predicted model, not a curated record. Gene Ontology annotation, molecular function: phosphatidylinositol transfer activity.
AGCUCCGAGAUAUUGGCUUUGCUCAGUCAGCAACCACCCAGUUUUGUCUUUGGUCCAGAGUUUCCCCUCAAAACUAUGAGUGCGGGAAUAAAAAAAUCUUCCUCAAAUGGCUCUGAGAGUAUUUUAACAAGUGAAGAGCAGCAGGCAAAGAUUAAUGAGGUGAGAAAAUUGUUGAAGGCAGUACCCGAGAAGCUGUCCACAUACUGUUCUGAUGCAUCCAUUGCAAGGCAUCUGAGGGCCAGAAACUGGAAUGUCAAGAAGGCCACCAAAAUGUUGAAAGAUACCUUAAAGUGGAGGUCAGAAUACAAACCGGAGGAGAUUUGUUGGGAGGAGGUAGCUCAUGAAGCAGAGACAGGAAAAAUUUACAGAUCGAAUUAUAUGGACAAGCAUGGGAGACCAGUUCUUGUCAUGAGACCUAGUUGCCAGAACUCAAAGUCAACAAAAGGCCAGAUACGAUAUUUGGUAUAUUGCAUGGAGAAUGCUAUUUUAAAUCUUCCACCAGACCAGGAACAGAUGGUUUGGCUGAUUGAUUUUCAAGGUUUCAAUUUGUCACAUAUAUCGGUGAAGUUGACACGCGAAACUGCCCAUGUUUUGCAAGACCAUUAUCCAGAACGCCUAGGUCUUGCAAUACUCUACAACCCACCCAAAUUUUUUGAACCAUUCUUUACGUUAGUAAAGCCUUUUUUAGAGACAAAGACUUACAACAAAGUCAAGUUUGUGUAUACGGAUGACCUCAACACCAAGAAGGUAAUGGAGGAUCUAUUUGAUAUUGAAAAACUGGAGGCUGCAUUUGGAGGAAAUGAUACUGGAGGUUUUGAUAUAAAUAAGUAUGCUGAGAGGAUGAAAGAGGAUGAUAAGAAGAUGCCCUUGGUAGCCUCACAUCCUGUCGUGACCAGUGCUGCUCUCUCAUUGGAUCCUAUCAAGGUAGACUCAAGUUCUGAUAAUGAGAAAACAGACGCUUCUGAUAAUGAGAAAACAGAUGCUUCUGAUAAUGAGAAAACAGACGGUUCCUUAUCCCAUGGUAUAGAACCAGAAAUUGUCUCAGACCGCAAUAUGCCGGUGGCUUCUAGUACCAGAAAUGCUACUGAUGUUGUAGAACAAGAAUAAUCAAGAUUCAGGUAUGGUGACUUAACUGUAGUGAUGUCUUGCUGAGUGGCUUUCGGGUUAGGUACUUAAACUUUGUAAGGCUCCUGUAAACUCAGUUGUCAAUUUAUUUGUUUUGAGCAUAUUGGAAACUCCGGCAAUGAAAUCACCUAGUUAAGUUGGUCAGAGCUCAAAAAAGUAGUUCUUAAAACCAAUUCAGAGAAUGCAUUUUAUCUCCUUCAUUUUAAGCAUUUUUACUUCAAGAAUAAACUGUACAAGUUAGUGAAAGCUUGACAUUAUUCUCAACUACUGUGUUUAGUGCUUGCUGUGAGUAAUUGUAAUGACUAGUACAAAAUAGAUCGUCUAUGGUAUUAUGGGAAAUCAGUGCUUGUGUUGUCAGAUUUGAUAGGCAGACUUUUCUGUCUACUGCUGGCUCUAUAUAUUCAUAAAUGGACAUGGCUUUCUAACACAAGGAACCAUAUACCAUCUCAAGGAGUGGUCCGGAAACCAUCCCCAAAAUUAGAAAGAACGUCUCAAUCUUCGACAUUGGAAAGCUAGGAAUGUGAUUGAACGUGCAUUUGUGUUGAAGAAGAUAAUGUGGAGCAUAUCAAGAACAACUUCCUUUUUUGACGUUAAAACACAAGUAAGAAUCAUCAAUGCUUGUGUGUUGCACAAGUCCAUUCGGAUUGAGAAGCACAACCAUCCACCAUUAGAAGUUGAAGACUUGCCCCUUUCAGAUUUAGUAGAUCACUUGAUCAUGAGUUGUCAGUGAGGCCAAUAGAAAUCAAUGAGGACGAGGUUAGAACUGUUGAAGCUACUAACGACUUCAUU